This is a messenger RNA of Xyrauchen texanus (razorback sucker), 4553 nucleotides long. RefSeq names its product NACHT, LRR and PYD domains-containing protein 12-like. Gene Ontology annotation, molecular function: protein binding. The record is from RefSeq and is a predicted model, not a curated record. Lineage: Eukaryota; Metazoa; Chordata; Actinopteri; Cypriniformes; Catostomidae. The coding region runs from base 3 to 3359 and encodes 1118 amino acids. The transcript is spliced from 8 exons.
AGAUGGCAUCAGUUCCAGAGCAGCUUCUGGAAACACUGGAUGAGCUGGACGAAAAAAAACUGAAGAGGUUUAAAUUUUAUCUAAAACAAGAAGAGUCCAUUUCAGCUGAUGACUUGGAAAAUGCAGAUGCCAUUGAUACAGUGGAACAGAUGGUCAAGUGUUUUAAACCAGAAGAAGCUGUGAAGAUCACAUUGAACAUCUUGAAGAAGAUGAAACACAACCAGCUGUCUGAACAGUUAGAGAACAAGUACAAGGAAGAGGAUGAUGUCUUGCUAAAAAUCGUGACAAAACACAAAGACUUCAUGAAGGAUAAAACCGGACGUGUUUUUGAGGGCAAAAAAGAAAAUAAAACGCAUCUCAAGAAAGUUUACACAGAACUCUUUAUCACCGAAGGUGAUUUUACGGAUGUCAAUCAUGAACACGAGAUUCUGAAGAUCGACAGAGCUUUCAAAACCCCAAAAUCAGAGGACAUACCAAUCAACUGCAAUGACAUAUUUAGCUUAUUAAGACAAAAGGCAGAGGGUAACAUUGUUCUGACCAAGGGAAUUGCUGGCAUUGGAAAAACCUUCUCUGUGCAAAAGUUCAUUCUGGACUGGGCUGAAGGAAACGCCAAUCAGGAUGUAGACUGCAUGUUCCUGCUUCCUUUCCGAGAGAUUAACUUGAUUAAAGAUAAGGAGUUCAGUCUACAUGAGUUUCUACAGGAAUUUUAUCCUCCACUGCAAGAACUGAAGGAUACAAAGUUGUAUGAAAGUUUUACGAUUGCUUUUAUUUUUGACGGACUCGAUGAGAGUCGUCUUCCGUUGAAUUUCAAUAGCAGUUCACUGCACUCUGUAAAUAACCGGUCAUCUGUUGAUGCUUUGUUUACAAGUUUAGUCAAAGGGAAACUUCUUCCAUCAGCUCUCAUCUGGGUGACCUCACGACCCACAGCAGCUAAUCAAAUCCCUCCUGAGUAUGUGGGUUUAUUCACAGAGGUGCGAGGAUUUACUGACAAACAGAAGGAGGAAUAUUUCAGAAAGAGAAUCACAGAUGAAACUCAGGCCUUUCAAAUAAUUUCACACAUUAAGACAUCUCGCAGUCUCUACAUCAUGUGUCACAUUCCUGUGUUCUGUUGGAUCGCAGCUACUGUUCUGCAUGAAAUUCUCAUCAAGAACAAUGGGGAAGACAUUCCUUCAACACUUACUGAAAUGUAUGUUCACUUCUUACUAAUACAGAUGAACCUGAAGAACCAAAAGUAUGAUGAAAAUACCCAAAGAGAUCGCACAAAGCUCUUGGGUUCAAACAAAGAAAUGAUCUCAAAGUUGGCUAAACUGGCAUUUGAACAGCUGAAGAAGGAAAAUAUCAUGUUCUACGAGGAUGAUUUGAAAGCUUGCGGCAUUGACGUAAGUGAUGAGUCAGAGUCAACGGGAUUGUGCACUGAGAUCUUUAAGAAAGACUCUGUGCUUCAUGAGAUGAAGGUUUAUUACUUCAUACAUCUGAGUAUCCAAGAGUUCCUCGCUGCUCUGCACAUGUUCCUCUGCUACCUGAACAAAAAUAUGGAGGAGCUUGAUUUUUUACUGGAGAAUUCAUAUCCCAAGAAAGACCUGCUGUACUUCUUGCUGAUGAAAGCAAUUGACAAAGCCAAGGCAAGCGAGACGGGGCAUUUUGAUCUCUUCCUUCGGUUCUUGCUGGGCAUUUCUCUUGAGUCUAAUCAAAAACUCCUCACUGGCUUGUUGACCCAAACCGAGGAGAGUAAGAGAAGCAUCAAUAAAACAAUCCAGUACAUCAAGCAAAUGCAAAACAAUGAUACUUGCCCUGAAAAAUCCAUCAACCACUUUUUCUGCAUCCUCGAGCUGCAGGAUAGGUCCCUGUACCAGCAAAUCAAGAAAUAUCUGAAUUCAGAUGUCAUUGACAAAAGUAGAGAGAUCUCCACCUCAAACUGCUCAGCGCUGGUCUAUGUGCUUCUGAUGUCAGAAGAGGUGCUGGAUGAGUUCAACCCAAAGAAGUUCAACCCAUCGUAUGCUGGAUGUAGGAGACUGGUCCCAGUAAUGAGAUCCUGCAAAAGAGCCCUGUUUUCAGACUGUGGACUGACAGAAACAUGCUGUGAAACUGUCGCUUCAGCUCUUCAGUUAGAGGACUGCCCCAUGAGCGAGCUGGACCUGAGUGACAAUUACAGUAUUGAAGCAGGAGUGAAGCUGCUCUGUUCUGGACUGAAGAGUCCUCACUGUAAACUAGAGACACUGAGGUUUGCCCGAUGUCAUUUUGGCCAGGAUAGCUGCAUGGAGCUGGUGUCUGCUCUCAAGAUGAUUAUAUGUCAUCUGAGUGAGCUUGACCUCAGUAACAACGAUCUGCACGACUCUGGACUUCAACAACUCUUACAUGGAAUGGACAACACAGAGUGUAAACUUAGAAUUCUGAGGAAAGUAUUAACAAUAUUUGGAUUGAGCUGGUGUAACCUGACUGAGAAGAGCUGUGAGAUUCUUGCCUUGAUUCUUUGCUCAAACUCCCUCCUGAGUGAGCUGGACCUGAGUAAUAAUGACCUGCAAGACUCAGGAGUGAGGCUUAUUGCUGAUGCACUGAAGAGUUCAAACUGUACACUGGAGGUACUUGGAUUAUCUGGUUGUAUGGUGACAGAGGUCGGCUGUUGUUAUGUGGCUUCAGUUAUGAGUUCAAACCCUUCACACCUGAAUGAGCUGGAUCUGAGCUACAAUCAUCCAGGAGAAUCAGGAGUCAAACUUCUCUCUGAGAGACUAAAUGAUCCGAACUGCACACUGGACAAACUCAAAACUGAUCCUAAUGGUCAACACUUCAUCAAGUCAGGGAUAAGAAAGUAUGCUUGUGAUCUCACACUGGAUCUAAACACAGCACACCUUGAGCUCUGUCUCUCCGAUGAAAACAGACGGGUGACACGAGUAACAGAGAAACAGCCAUAUCCUGAUCAUCCAGAGAGAUUUGAGGACAGUGAGCAGGUUCUGUGUAGAGAGAGUCUGACUGGACGCUGUUACUGGGAGGCUGAAUGGAGCGGGACAGAGGGGGUGGUGGGGGUGACAUACAAUAAUAUAAAUAGAAAGAAUGAUGAUGACUUCGAUUUUAUAGAGUCCCCCUGUAAUCUUGGAAACAAUGCUGUUUCAUGGAAACUUACCUGUGGAUCAAUUAUAUACGUUUCUCACGAUCAAGUAGAUAUUAAUGUAAAGACUCCAAUCACUCGUUCAUGCAGAGCAGGAGUGUACGUGGACUCAAUGGCUGGCACUUUGUCCUUCUACAGUGUUUCUGACAUGCACAUACUCACACAUUUACACACAUUCCUCACUUCCUUUAACGAACCUCUUUAUGCUGGAUUUAAGGUGGAAAUGGGAACUUUGUCCUUAUGUCAGAUGGAGUAACCUGAAGCCCUUUUCAAAAUAACAUUAUUUAACUCAAGAUAAUCAUUUUCUUAAUCAGUUUUUUUGUCUUAAAACUAGAAACAUUUCCUUGAGAACCAAACUUGCCUAUUUAGAAAUCAAAACUUGUUUCCAGAAAAUGUAUUUUUAAAUUUAUCUUUCUUUCUCUAUUGGUAAAUUGCUUUUUUUCUCAUUUUAAGCAUACAUCUAACAAUAUAUGGUGAGGUUUAUAUUUAAAACAAGGGGAAAUAAUCUUGUUAAUGUGCUAUAUAUUAAAAGGAUUUAAGUAUUUUAUCUUUAGAUUGUAUAAGGUCGGAAGGAUGCUACUAUUUUGACCCAAUAAUCAGGGGGGAAAACACUUGAUGGAAGACAUGUAGGUUUAAUUUAUCCAUUUAUUGGACUAUAAUAAAGUUGAUACUUUAUGAUAUUGUAUUUUAAGGAAAAAGUAUUAUAUAGAAACUGAUACAACAUAGGAUUUAACAACAUUUUGAAUGCAAACUAUAAAAUUGUGAUUACUGGAAAUCUAUUGGUCAAAAUGAUUGGGAAAACAUGUAAUAUUGAUACAGUGAUUAAUGAGUUAACAGAAGUUAUAAUCAAAUAAGGAAUAAAGAGAUUUUUGAGGCCAUUUAAAAAAAGCAGUUAUUUGAGUCACAUAAUUAAAUGUUCAAAAAAUAGCAUUGAAAAUUUACCAUAAAGAAAAAUGGAUUAGUUGACAAUUAGCAUGAAACUAUUCUACAAGAGACGUCACACAAGACUGUUUCCUCAAUCAGCUGUUGAGUUUCCUUCUUCUAGAGGAUUGUUACAACAUAAAAGACAGGAUGUGAAAUGGAGAUACCAAGACAAUUGACAGAAAACAAUUGGUGGAAGAGGUAGAUUAGCACAUCUCUUUGCACUUCUUCCACUAUAAAGAUAUUUACAGCAUUUACAUUUUAAUGUAUUCAUUUAGCAGCCACUUCAUGUCUGAAGCAUUACUGACAACUGUGUCCAAUUUUUUUAGUUCCUACAUACAUAUUUGUCUGUAGCAGUUUCUGUUUAUUGUACCUCAUUAUUGCUUCUGAUGAUGCUGAUGCAGAAUUGUGGAGUAGUUACAAAACUGCAGAGGAAUGAAGACCAUGAAGAUUUGCUGCUCUUCCCUAAAUUCUUCCAGUGUUGACCAAUAACUUCAAUGCAAUGUAGGGAAUUAAAAAUCAGCAAUGU